AUGCGGUCGGAGCGCAAGAGUCGUGUGUGUAUUGUAGUGUUGGAGGAGGUGGAAGAUGAGGAGCCAUCCCCUCUCCAUUCCAAAAGCUCCCAGGACCACACAUCCCAGAAUUCCUCUCAGGACGAGAAGCCUUCUCUGAUAAAAGCCAUAUUUAAUGUGGAUCCAGAUGAAGUUCGUUCUCUAAUAUUCAAAAAAGAAGAUGUCAAUGUACAGGACAGUGAGAAGAGAACGCCGCUCCAUGCCGCAGCCUACCUGGGCGACGUCGAGAUUAUAGAACUGCUUAUUCUGUCAGGGGCCAGAGUAAAUGCCAAAGAUAACAACUGGCUCACUCCUCUCCAUCGGGCAGUAGCGUCAUGUAGUGAUGAGGCGGUAAAGGUGUUGUUGAAGCACUCCGCAGAUGUCAAUGCACGGGAUAAAAGCUGGCAGACACCGUUGCACGUGGCUGCGGCCAAUAAGGCAGUACGGUGUGCCGAGGCGUUACUCCCAUUGCUAAGCAACAUCAAUGUGUCAGACCGUGCUGGACGUACAGCUUUGCACCACGCUGCCUUCAGUGGUCACCUGGAGAUGGUUCAGCUGCUGGUGUCCAGAGGUUCAAACAUCAAUGCAUUUGAUAAGAAGGACAGACGAGCCAUCCACUGGGCUGCUUACAUGGGUCAUUUAGAGGUGAUGAAGUUGCUGGUUUCUCAUGGUGCUGAGGUUUGCUGUAGAGAUAAGAAAUCUUACACUCCUCUUCAUGCUGCUGCCUCCAGUGGAAUGAUCAAUGUGGUCAAUUACCUUCUGAAACUGGGUGUUAAUAUUAACGAGCCAAAUGCGUAUGGAAACACUCCUCUGCAUUUGGCGUGUUAUAACGGGCAGGAUGUUGUGUUGAAUGAACUGAUAGCAGCAGGCGCUGAUGUCAAUCAAGUGAAUGAGAAAGGCUUUACCCCGCUGCACUUUACCGUCGCCUCCCGCCAGGGGGCGCUCUGCCUUGAGCUGCUCGUGGCCAGUGGCGCAAAUGUCAACCGGAAGAGUAAAGAUGGUAAAACUCCUCUCCACAUGGCGGCCAUUCACGGACGAUACUCCCGUUCACAGGCUAUUAUUCAGAAUGGAGCUGAGAUCAACUGUGAGGACGAGAACGGUAAUUCUCCGCUUCAUAUAGCAGCUCGUUAUGGCCAUGAGCUGCUCAUUAACACUCUCUUAAUGAAUGGUGCAGACACUGCCAAGCGGGGCAUCCACGGCAUGUUUCCGCUGCAUCUGGCGGCGCUGAGUGGAUUUUCAGGCUGCUGCCGGAAACUGCUCUCCUCAGGUUUUCACGUUGACACGCCGGAUAAUUUCAGCAGGACGUGUUUGCAUGCUGCAGCUGCAGGAGGGAACCUUGAAUGUCUGAAUCUGUUGCUUAACACUGGGGCAGAUUUUAACAAGAAAGACAGAUUUGGGAGGACGGCACUACAUUAUGCUGCAGCUAACUGUAACUAUCAGUGUUUGUUUGCUCUGGUUGGUUCUGGUGCCAGUGUGAAUGAGCGAGACAUCACAGGCUGCAGUCCACUGCACUACACUGCUGCAUCCGAUGCAGAUGGAAAGUGUGUGGAGUAUCUGUUGAGGAAUGAUGCUAAUCCAGCUCUCAGGGAUAAAGAUGGAUACAGCGUGGUUCACUACGCCUCUGCGUAUGGACACAGACUCUGUCUGGAACUGAUUGCCAGUGAAACUCCGUUAGAUGUGCUAAUGAACACAACUGCAUCAGGCAUCUUAAACAACACAGAUGUCCAGCCUCCCAUCAGCCCUUUACACUUAGCGGCAUAUCACGGUCACCAUCAUGCUCUUGAGGUUCUGGUCCAGUCUCUGUUGGAUCUGGAUGUGAGGUCGCCUCAGGGUCACACCGCUCUGAGUCUUGCUGCGUUUAAGGGUCACGCGGAGUGUGUGGAUAUUCUGAUCAAUCAGGGAGCUUCUUUACUGCAGAAGGACUACACACACAAGAGAAGCCCUAUACACUCUGCAGCUAUGAAUGGUCACUCUGAUUGUCUGGCUCUGCUUCUCAAUAACACUGAUCAGCACACGGCCGUUAAUAUACGGGACGGAAAGGGACAGACUCCUCUGAUGUUGGCAGUUCUGGGUGGUUACACUGAUUGUGUGUAUCUUCUGUUGAGUAAAGGAGCCAGUGUGGAGGCCAGAGAUAAAUGGAGCAGGACGGCGCUCCAUCGCGGGGCAGUAAUGGGUCAUGAGUCAUGUGUUGAGGCUCUGUUGCUGCACAGAUCCAGUGUGUUUGUGCAAGACAGUAGGGGGCGCUCUCCUCUGCACCUGGCAGCUGCAUGUGGGCACGUGGGUGUCCUGCGGGUCCUUCUGAAAGCAGCCCAGUCCAUGAAGACCCUCCCGUUUCUCAAGGACAACUGCGGAUACACACCUCUGCACUGGGCGUGUUACAACGGUCAUGACACGUGUGUGGAGCUGCUCUUAGAACAGGAAGUCUUUCAUAAGAUGGAUGGAAACUCUUUCAGUCCGCUACACUGUGCAGUAAUUAACGAUAACGAGUCCACAGCGGAGAUACUGAUUGAAACUUUGGGUCCAGCGAUCGUCAACGCCACAGACUCGCAGUCCAGAACACCCAUCUAUGCUGCUGCGUUCACGAAUCACGUGGAGUGCUUACAGCUUCUGCUGGGUCACAACGCUCGGGUGAACGCCAUCGACGCACUGGGCAAAACGCCACUCAUGAUGGCGGCUGAGAACGGACAAACUAAUGCCGUAGAGGUUUUAAUGAGCAGUGCAAAGGCAGACCUCACCAUACAGGAUGCAAACAAAAACACAGCACUGCAUCUCGCCUGCAGCAAGGGGCAUGAAACUAGUGCCUUAUUAAUUCUUGAGAAAAUCACAGAUAGAAAUCUCAUCAAUUCCACAAACACAGAGCUGCAGACGCCGUUACACAUCGCAGCUCGUAACGGUCUGACGGUGGUCGUGCAGGAGCUGUUGGGUAAAGGAGCCAGUGUUCUCGCUGUGGAUGAAAACGGUUACACUCCAGCUUUGGCUUGUGCCCCGAAAAAAGACGUGGCCGACUGUUUGGCGCUGAUACUCGCCACGAUGUUGCCCGUUUCUCCCAGCAGUACCGGCACCAUGUCGAGCCUCAAGUUUGCCACCAUUAACCACUACUCCAGCCCAUCCACGACUGUGACCUUUGACCCAUUACCCAUGCUGCGGUCGGAGCAUGUCUCCUAUCGUAACUUCAACAGCGUGGGGCGCGAGGACAGCCUCAUCAUCGCUGACGAACUCAAUGAUUCGGACUCAGAAACAUACUGACUGCUCUGUUCUGCCCCCAGUGUCUUAAGAUAUCGGUGAAUGGUGACUACAAUAAUAUAGGUUGUUUGUUUAUGGUUCGUGCACCCCAAGUCUCAGGAACGAGCAGAAAAACAGGAAAAUAAUGGGCACAGAAGUGGCACCGGCUGAAAUUGUUGGUUUGACCACGAUACCAGUCUGGUUUCUGUUUUUUCUCUAUAGCAAUGUUUAAAUGAAUGUUUCAUCCUAAACUGAAAAUUCUGCCAUCAUUUACUCACCCUAAUGUUGUUCGAAACCUGUAUAACUUCUGUGGAACACAAAAUGUUCAUGCUGCUCUCUUCCAUGUACGUAAUGAAAGUGAAUGGGUACUGAGUGUUUCCAAAAUGACAGAAAAGCGCCGUUAAAGUUCCAUAAUGACCAAAAUUGUCCAAAAAACAAACAAACAACAAAACGCUGAUAUAAUUGCACAAUGACAAAAACUACAAAAAGCACCAUUAAAGUUGAGAAGACAAAUAGUUGUAAAAGUUCUAUAAUGACCAAAAAAGUUCUAUAAUUCCUUAAAACAUCUUCUUAAAAGAAAGAACUACAUUGAAAAUGAAUUAACCACUAACAAAAGCCUUCACUGACCAGUCUCAAAGGACAAUGCUAGAUGCGUGUUUCCUCCGUUAAUCUGGGAUGUCCUUAAAGGACUUUAAUACUACAGCUUAUAGUUCAUACAAAAUCAUUUUGUUUAAUCAUUGACCAACAGCACUUACUUAGUUUACUAAUUUUAACCACUUAUAGUUCUAAACAUAAAUAACAAAUAUUGUCAUUAUAUUCAUUAAUUUUCUGUUAUAGCAUAAUUUCCUGUAUAGUUGCUUUCAAUCCGCCUGUUGUGAAAAGUGAUAUACAAAUAAAUUUGACUUGGAAAAACAGCAAUAAAAGUUCCACAAUAACAAAAAAAUUACAGAAAGCACUGUAAAAAGGUCAAUAAUGACCACAUUUUUAAAAAAAGAUGCAAAAAAAGUUCUGCAAUGACAAAAAAGCGCCGUAAAAGUUCUACAUUAAGUGUUUGUUUUUUUUGUCAAAGUUCUACAAUGUCAAAAAAAAAAUACAAAAAGCAUCAAAAAAGUUCCAUAAUGACCCAGAAAUGACAGUGUCAAAAAGGUUCCGCAAUCAAAUACAAAUUACAAAAAAAAGCUAUGAAAGGUCCAAAAUGACCCCUAAAAAAUGCUGUAAAAGUUCCACAACGACAAAAGAUUACAAAAAAUCUCCGUAAAAUGACCAAAAAUUACACAGUGCUGUAAAAGUUCUACAAUUAAAAAGAAAGUUCCACAAUGACAAAAAUUACAAAAAAGUUUACAAAAAGCACCGUAAAAGUUCCAUAAUGACCAAGAAUGACAAAAAAAAAAAAAAAAAGGCAAAAAGUUUUAUAAUGACAAAAGUGACAAAAAAGCUACACAAUGUAAAAAAAAAAGCAGGAUAAGUUCCACAAUGACAAAAAAGGUGCAGUAAAAGUUUCAAAAUGACAAAUAUGCACCAAAAAAGUAGUCCUUUAGUCUUUUGAAGCUGUAAGAUAGCUUUUAGUGAGGAACCUGAAAUUAAAGUAGUUAUUCACUGAAAAUCUGCCUUCCGCUGGAGCUCUCUAAUGAAAUAUGGCACCAUUGACGUCAGUGGCAUUUGGUGUCAAGACACGCAAGAACCAGUGAUGUUUGGCAUCACUUUUUUAGUCCAUAUGACUUUUGUUGUCUGUUUUAUAGCUCUGGCUGAAGGGAAAAUCAUAAGGUGUACUGUAUAUCACAACUUAAAUUUCAGACUGUUCAGAAGACUUGUAAUACAGGGCACAAGUCGAUUGGCUACUUUUAUAGCUUGAAAGCAUCAGUCCGCUUUCACUUUUAUUAUAUAGAAAAAGAGGGCACUUUCCAUCAUUUUGUGUUGCUUGCAAGAAAAAAAGUCAGAUGGGUUUGGAACAAUAUCAGAGUGAGAACAUAAUUACCUUUUUUUUUUUUAUUAUAAUUUUUGGGGUGAACUUUACCUGUAAACUUGUUCAAACGGCAAAGCAUCACUACUACAUAUUAUUUCAGAGCUAAAUCCUCAUUGUUUUCCAUUUUGCUCAUCUUGACAGAUGUGGAACCAUAAUUCCCAGCAUUUACAUAAAACAUGAGGAGACAUGAGAAACUGAAGACGUCAGGGACCAAGAGCUGCAGAAUUCUCCUCAAGCUUUACUUUUAGCCCCGUAUGUGCAUGAAGACUGAUUUUAAGUUUGCAUUAUUAUGAAUUAUUUAUUAUAAAAAUAUGAAGAGCUAAAAGACAGACAUGCCUUCAGAGUUUAAACUGAGUGUUUAUUCCUCUGCGCUCAUGAGGAAUUGCGGCUUCAACCUGUUGUACCUCAGAAAGAUGUGUUUAUGUGUGUGCGUGACUGAAUUUUAAUGUGUGUGUGAUUUAUUUUAUAAGAGUUCAAAGACAAUGGAAAUAUCAAGGAUG
This is a messenger RNA of Myxocyprinus asiaticus (Chinese sucker), 5703 nucleotides long. Its product is annotated as serine/threonine-protein phosphatase 6 regulatory ankyrin repeat subunit A-like. Gene Ontology annotation, molecular function: protein binding. Bases 1 to 3264 code for a protein of 1087 amino acids. The record is from RefSeq and is a predicted model, not a curated record. Lineage: Eukaryota; Metazoa; Chordata; Actinopteri; Cypriniformes; Catostomidae. The transcript has 28 exons.